CUCAAAGAAGAGCGCGACUGUGUGGAGUAUUUUAGCCGUAGUGCACGGAAUUUAACUGUCAUUACUGCAUGGUUUUCUACCUAUUCGCAUAGUCCACAUCAGUUGUUCACCAGGUAAAUGAUAGCUCGCUCAAUGCAUUCUUGAGCGUGUUCGUUAUCUAAUCGGCAUGAACUCGAGACAGUCGGUCGUUGUGCCGCGAGAGCUUCCCGCUGCCUGGGACGCUGUAACUGCAGCGUUGGUGUCCCCGAUGUCCUCCGCCGCUCAGUCAGAGGAGUCCCUCUCCCACGCCAUAGCGUUGCUCUGCAGCCAAGGCCUGGGACAGUGCGUGGAGGGCUGGCUGCUGGAGACCAUGCAGGUGCGGCUGACCUCGGCCGUGGCGCCCGAGUUCUGGGCGGGGCUGGAACAGCCAGAAAACGAGCUGGAGGAGAGGGACCGGGCUAGGGUCCUGCUCCAGGCCUUCCGAACCCUCCUCGCCCGACUGGAGCCUUUCUUAGGGGGGCUGGAGCGGCUGGGGGCCUGGCAGGACGAGGGCCGGGGGGGCCUGUUCGGCGCGGGGACCCUCGGGCUGAGGGAGAGGGCCUUUUCCGUCACCCGGGCCAUCCUGCUGUUCUCCCCGUCGGCGGUGCUGCAGGACAGGGUGCUGGAGUUCUACAGCCGGACCCUGGCCGUGCACAUGAGCCGGGAGGGGGAGGGCGGCGACGGGGGGGGCGGCGAGGCGGCCCCGGGGCCCGACAGGGGCCUGUGCCCGGGCUGCGCCACCCCCCCGCAGCGGUGCUGGUGCCAGGAGGCCCUGGAGGAGCUGCAGGAGCUGAGCAAUACUGUGAGCAGGAGGGUGCAGGGUAGUGGGACUGAGCCAUACUGUGAGGGCCAGAGAGGGGGUGCAGGGGGAGUGGGGACUGAGCCACAUACUGUAGGCAGAGGAGAGGGGGCAGGGAUGGGGUGGGGACUGAGCCACAUACUCUCCAGGCUGCAGCUGCUGGAGAGGGUGAGUGCCGAGGCGGUGACCUCCAUCCUGCACAGGCUGGUGGCGCAGAGGAUGGAGUCGCGCUGCCGCGGGGAGUACGAGAUCUCCUUCCUGUCCGACUUCCAGGAGUGGCUGGAGCGGGUGUUGGGUUGGCUGAGCCGGGUGUUUGUGAGUGAGGCGGGGGGGCCGUGCGCUGGCGCGGAGCGGGGCAUCAUGGCGGACGGGCCUGGCUCCGGCGGCGUGGGGCGGGGCAUGAUGGAGGGGGCGGGGAAAGCUUCGCCUGGCGGCGGCGGCGGCGGCAGCGUGCUACAGCGCUGGCGCUGCCACAUGCAGCAGUUCUUCUGCAGGAUUUACGUCAACAUGAGGAUCGAGGAGCUCUUCAGCAUCAUCCGCGAUUUCCCAGAUUCAACGCCCGCUAUCGAGGACCUGAGGUUCUGUCUGGAGAGGACCAAUCAGAGACAGCAGCUUCUCACGUCCCUCAAGUCUGCCUUUGAAACAAGACUCCUUCACCCAGGGGUGCACACAUCUGACAUCAUCACGGUCUACAUCUCGGCCAUCAAGGCCCUUCGAGAGCUGGACCCGUCCAUGGUCAUCCUGCAGGUGGCCUGCCAGCCUAUUCGCAAGUACCUCAGGACGCGGGAGGACACCGUGCGGCAGAUCGUGGCCAGCCUGACCGGGGACGCGGAGGGCUGCAGUGACCUAGCCAAUGAGCUUUCACGCGCCGACCCCGUCACCCUGGAGACGCAGGACAGCGAGGACGAAGGCAGCGACCCUGAGGAGUGGACCCCAGACCCUACAGACGCGCUCACAGAUAAGACGGGCUCUAAGCGCCGCUCCUCUGACAUCAUCAGCCUGCUGGUCAGCAUAUACGGCAGUAAGGAGAUCUUCAUCGAUGAGUACCGCACCGUGCUGGCCGACCGGCUGCUGCACCAGCUCAACUACAACACCGCCAGGGAGAUUCGUAACGUUGAGCUGCUGAAGUUGCGGUUCGGGGAGUCCCACAUGCACUACUGUGAGGUCAUGCUGAAGGACGUGGCGGACUCCCGGAGGAUCAACACUAAUAUCCGGGAGGAGGAGGCGCGUCUCCCCGAGGAGGAGCAGCCUCCCCUGGCUCUGUCGGCCAUGAUCCUCUCCUCGGAGUUCUGGCCCCCGCUGAAGGAGGAGAAGAUGGAGCUCCCCCCAGUGGUGUGUCAGGCCAUGGAGGCGUACACCCAUCGCUACGAGAAGCUGAAGGCUAUGCGGACCCUGAGCUGGAAGCCCCACCUGGGUUCUGUGACUCUGGACAUUGAGCUGGGAGAUCGAACCCUGACCAACCUGUCUGUGUCUCCCAUCCACGCUGCCAUCAUUCUGCACUUUCAAGACAAGAGCUCCUGGUCGCUGGAGGAGCUGAGUGGGGUGCUGGGGGUGCCCCAGGAGGUGGUGCGGAGGAAGCUGGCUCUGUGGCAGCAGCAGGGGGUGCUGCGGGAGGAUGCGGGGGGGCGCUACUCGGUCCUGGAGACGGGCGCGCUGCGGGAGCGGCCGGAGCGGGGGGUGCUUCUGAUCGAUAGCGACGAGGAGGGCGACUCCAACACCACCACCCAGUCCGAGCAGAGAGAGGAGAAGCUGCAGCUGUUCUGGGCCUACAUCCAAGCCAUGCUGACCAACCUGGAGAGCAUGACCCUGGAGCGCAUCCACUCCAUGCUGCGCAUGUUCGGGGCCACUGGGCCCGUCCUCACCGAGAUGGACGUCAGCGAGCUGCAGGCCUUCCUGGAGAGGAAGGUGCGCGACCACCAGCUCAUCGUGUCAGCCGGGGUCUACAGGCUCCCCAAAUCCAACCACUGACAGGGAGAGAGAUGUGAGCAACGGGAAGUCUCCAGACUCUAAUCCAACCACUGACAGAGAGAGAGAUGUGAGCAACGGGAAGUCUCCAGACUCAAAUCCAACCACUGACAGAGAGAGAUAUGAGCAACGGGAAGUCUCCAGACUCAAAUCCAACCACUGACAGAGAGAGAGAUAUGAGCAACGGGAAGUCUCCAGACUUUAAUCCAGAUUUUGAGGGAUGAUUGUCCUGCACUUGGAAAAAUACCAUUUUUCGACGCAGGCCAAAUGUUCUGCUUGAGAUGAAUCUGGAUUCCCUAGAAACGCAGUGUAUACUGAUUACUGAGAGAGAAUCGGUGGGGCUAGCAGUAUCAGACGUGGUAAGAACAUAUUGAGGGGGAAACCCUGUCUAAUGUGAAGGUGCUGUAUAGGCAGAGGAGGGGGCUGUAGACUUCAGAUGUCACCAGUAACAGCUGUUCUUCUUCUGGUAUCCUGCACACUUUUGAACUGAACUCUCUUCAUGAGGUGUGACCCCCCUCCCUCCCCCCACCCUGUCGAGGCGCCCGUCUUAGUUUCAGUGUGUCCAAGAUGCCAUCUCACCUGUUUUUGGUGUGACCAUAAUGUUUACUUUUGACUUUUAUAAUAAAUUUCAAAAAGGGAACUGAAGCUUAUGUCAGACCUGUAUCUGAUCUUCCAGAAAGCAUGCUGAAUGUGUGUUCUUGAGAAUCAUUAAAAUAUGUCUGAGACUGUCAUGUGUUUAUAUUUUAAAAAGUCAUUAAAUAUAAUUUUACAACA
Molecule: messenger RNA, 3556 nt
Organism: Anguilla rostrata (American eel)
Lineage: Eukaryota; Metazoa; Chordata; Actinopteri; Anguilliformes; Anguillidae
Gene: anapc2
Product: anaphase promoting complex subunit 2
Exons: 15
Coding region: 167-2785 (872 amino acids)
Biological process (GO): metaphase/anaphase transition of mitotic cell cycle; protein K11-linked ubiquitination; ubiquitin-dependent protein catabolic process
Cellular component (GO): anaphase-promoting complex
Molecular function (GO): ubiquitin protein ligase binding
Source: RefSeq, a predicted model, not a curated record